AAAGAAAGGAGGAACGUUAACAAUGACGCAUCCUUCCGUGCAAAGAAGUUAUCAACCAACCUCUCCGUAUUAUUCUGAAUUGCCAACUCCUGCAACGGCUUCAUCUCGUCCAACACAACAACAACAACUCCAGCCGGCUCAAAACCUUCCAGGAACUUUUCCAAAUACUCGUGUAUACCACCCACCACCACCAUCGACAGAUGCUACGUCUUUACCACAAUAUCAACUCAACCCUCAUCAGCUACCAAAUACACAUUCCCAUGUACCACUUGCCCAAUCGCCAACCUCGCCACCACUUACACCUUUUAUGCCAGACAUGAAUGGCACUAAAGCACCUGGAUCACGUCCAGAGAUAAAAGGUGUACUUCGGAAAGAAAGAUAUGAAUAUAAAGCACCUUGGCCUGUGUACGGCUUAGAUUGGUCAAAACGACCUGGUGACAAAUCAUUUAGACUUGCCUUAGGAAGUUUUAUCGAAGAGAAUAUUAACAAGCUUCAAAUUAUCACACUAUCCGAAUUUGCCUAUGACGAUCCUUAUCAUCGUAAUCCCAAUGUCGACCUUGUCAAAAUUGCAGAAACUGAUCACCGCUAUCCUAUUACCAAAGUAUUAUGGGAACCAUUCAAGGGUGGUUUGAAAACUCCAGAUUUAUUAGCAACAGCCGGUGAUUAUUUAAGAUUAUGGGAGAUUGAAGAUGAUUUUAAUAAUACGAGCAAUACAAUUGGAGCAAAUAAUUACACAGGAGUUAGGCAGCAACGGUUAAAUCACAAAA
Molecule: messenger RNA, 767 nt
Organism: Dentiscutata erythropus
Lineage: Eukaryota; Fungi; Glomeromycota; Glomeromycetes; Diversisporales; Gigasporaceae
Source: the annotation of a GenBank genome assembly